Molecule: messenger RNA, 3978 nt
Organism: Budorcas taxicolor (takin)
Lineage: Eukaryota; Metazoa; Chordata; Mammalia; Artiodactyla; Bovidae
Gene: ABCB11
Product: ATP binding cassette subfamily B member 11
Exons: 27
Coding region: 1-3978 (1325 amino acids)
Biological process (GO): transmembrane transport
Cellular component (GO): membrane
Molecular function (GO): ATP binding; ATP hydrolysis activity; ABC-type transporter activity
Source: RefSeq, a predicted model, not a curated record
AUGUCUGACUCAGUAAUUCUUCGCAGUGUGAAGAAAUUUGGAGAGGACAAUCAUGGGUUUGAGUCAGACAGCUCAUAUAACAAUGAUAAAAAAUCAAAGUUACAAGAUGAGAAGAAAGGUGGUAGCAGUCAAGUUGGCUUCUUUCGAUUGUUUCGAUUUUCUUCAAAGACUGACAUUUGCCUGAUGUGCAUGGGGAGUUUAUGUGCGCUUCUCCAUGGAGCAGCCUAUCCAGGUGUGCUACUCAUUUUUGGCACAAUGACAGAUGUUUUUAUUGAGUAUGACAUGGAAUUACAAGAACUCAGUAUCCCUGGAAAAGCAUGUGUGAAUAACACCAUAGUGUGGACCAACGGCUCCCUCAACCAGAACACGACAAAUGGGACACGCUGCGGGUUUCUGGACAUUGAGUCCGAAAUGGUCAACUUUGCCAGUUACUAUGCUGGCGUCGCUGUCGGAGUGCUUGUCACAGGAUAUUUUCAAAUAUGCUGUUGGGUAAUUGCUGCAGCUCGUCAGAUACAGAAAAUGAGAAAAUUUUACUUUAGGAGCAUAAUGAGGAUGGAAAUUGGAUGGUUUGACUGCAAUUCAGUGGGAGAGCUGAAUACAAGAUUUUCUGAUGAUGUUAACAAGGUCAAUGAUGCCAUUGCUGACCAAAUGGGUAUUUUCAUUCAGCGCAUGACCACGAGCAUCUUUGGGUUCCUGAUGGGAUUUUACCAGGGUUGGAAACUGACCUUGGUUAUUAUCUCUGUCAGCCCUCUCAUUGGGAUUGGAGCAGCCAUCAUUGGUCUGAGUGUGUCCAGAUUUACCGACUAUGAAUUAAGGGCCUAUGCCAAAGCUGGCUCAGUUGCUGAUGAAGUCAUAUCAUCUAUCCGAACAGUGGCUGCUUUUGGUGGUGAGAAAAAAGAGGUUGAAAGGUAUGAGAAAAAUCUUGUGUUUGCCCAGCGCUGGGGAAUUAGAAAAGGGAUAGUGAUGGGAUUCUUUACUGGAUUCAUGUGGUGUCUCAUCUUCUUGUGCUACGCGCUGGCCUUCUGGUAUGGCUCCAAACUUGUCCUGGAUGACGAAGAAUAUACACCAGGAGUUCUUGUCCAGAUUUUCCUUAGUGUCAUAGUAGGAGCUUUAAAUCUUGGCAAUGCCUCUUCCUGUUUGGAAGCCUUUGCAGCUGGGCGUGCUGCAGCCGCCAGCGUCUUUGAGACAAUAGACCGGAAACCCCUCAUUGACUGUAUGUCAGAAGAUGGUUACAAGCUGGAUCGCAUUAAGGGUGAAAUUGAAUUCCAUAAUGUGACCUUCCACUAUCCUUCCAGACCAGAGGUGAAGAUUUUAAAUAAACUUAGCACAGUCAUUAAAUCAGGGGAAGUGACAGCUGUGGUAGGAUCCAGUGGAGCUGGGAAAAGCACAGCGCUGCAGCUCAUUCAGCGAUUCUAUGAUCCCACUGAAGGCAUGGUGACCUUGGAUGGCCAUGACAUUCGCUCUCUUAACAUCCAGUGGCUCAGAGCUCAGAUUGGGAUAGUGGAGCAAGAGCCUGUUCUGUUUUCCACCACCAUUGCAGAGAACAUUCGCUAUGGCAGAAAAGAUGCAACGAUGGAAGAUAUAGUCCGAGCAGCCAAGGAAGCCAAUGCCUACAACUUCAUCAUGGACCUACCACAGCAAUUUGACACUCUUGUUGGAGAAGGAGGAGGCCAGAUGAGUGGCGGGCAGAAACAAAGAAUAGCCAUCGCCAGAGCCCUUGUUCGGAACCCAAAGAUCCUGCUUUUGGACAUGGCCACCUCGGCUCUGGACAAUGAGAGUGAAGCCAUGGUGCAAGAGGCACUGAGUAAGGUUCAGCAUGGGCACACAAUCAUUUCUGUCGCUCAUCGCCUAUCUACAAUCAGAAGUGCUGAUGUCAUUAUCGGUUUUGAACAUGGUACAGCAGUGGAAAGAGGCACCCAUGAAGAACUGUUGGAAAGGAAAGGCGUUUACUUCACUCUAAUAACUCUGCAAAGUCAAGGAGACCAAGCCUUUAAUGAAAAAGACAUAAAAGGAAAAGAUGAAACCGAAGAUGCCUUACUUGAGAGAAAACAGACCUUUAGCAGAGGGAGCUACCAGGCUAGCUUAAGAGCUUCCAUCCGACAACGGUCCAAGUCUCAGCUUUCUUACCUGGGACAUGAAUCGUCAUUAGCACUUGUAGAUCAUAAGUCUACGCAUGAACAAGACAGAAAGGACAAGAACAUUCCUGUGGAAGAAGAAAUUGAACCAGCCCCAGUGAGGAGGAUUCUGAAACUCAAUGCUCGAGAAUGGCCCUACAUGCUGGUAGGGUCUGUGGGUGCAGCUGUCAAUGGGACAGUCACACCCAUGUAUGCCUUUUUAUUCAGCCAGAUUCUUGGGACUUUCUCGAUUCCUGAUAAAGAAGAACAAAGAUCGCAGAUCCAUGGUGUGUGCCUGCUCUUUGUGGCAAUAGGCUGUCUCUCUCUUUGCACUCAGUUUUUGCAGGGAUAUGCUUUUGCCAAAUCUGGGGAACUUCUGACAAAAAGGCUACGUAAAUUGGGUUUCAGAGCAAUGUUAGGGCAAGAUAUCGGCUGGUUCGAUGACCUCAGAAAUAGCCCCGGAGCCCUGACAACAAGGCUUGCUACAGAUGCUUCCCAAGUUCAAGGGGCUACAGGCUCUCAGAUCGGGAUGAUGGUCAAUGCCUUCACUAACAUCGCUGUGGCUAUGAUCAUUGCCUUCUUCUUUAGCUGGAAGCUAAGCCUGGUUAUAGUGUGCUUCUUCCCUUUCUUGGCUUUAUCGGGAGCCAUACAGACCAGAAUGUUGAUGGGAUUUGCCACUCAUGACAAGGAGUCCCUGGAAGUAGCGGGACAGAUUACAAAUGAAGCCCUCAGUAAUAUCCGUACUGUGGCUGGGAUUGGAAAGGAGAGGCAGUUUAUAGAAGCGUUUGAGGCAGAACUGGAGAAGCCAUACAAGACAGCCCUCCGAAAAGCGAAUAUUUACGGACUCUGCUUUGGUUUUUCCCAGUGCAUUGUGUUUGUUGCUAAUUCUGCUUCCUACAGAUAUGGAGGUUACUUAAUUCCCAAUGAAGGGCUCCAUUUCAGCUAUGUGUUCAGGGUGAUCUCUUCAGUUGUACUGAGUGCAACAGCUCUUGGGAGAGCCUCCUCUUACACACCAAGUUAUGCCAAAGCUAAAAUCUCAGCUGCACGCUUUUUCCAACUGCUGGACCGACGACCUGCAAUCAAUGUGUAUAGCAGUGCAGGUGAAAGAUGGGACAACUUCCGGGGACAGAUUGACUUUGUUGACUGUAAAUUUACAUAUCCUUCCCGCCCUGAUGUACAAGUUCUAAAUGGUCUUUCAGUGUCUGUUGGUCCAGGGAAAACCCUGGCAUUUGUUGGGAGCAGCGGAUGUGGUAAAAGCACCAGCGUUCAGCUGUUGGAACGUUUCUAUGAUCCUGACCAAGGGAAGGUGAUGAUAGAUGGGCAUGACAGCAAAAACGUAAACAUCCAGUUCCUCCGCUCAAACAUUGGAAUCGUUUCCCAGGAACCAGUGUUGUUUGCCUGUAGCAUAAUGGACAACAUCAAGUAUGGAGACACCACCAAAGAAAUCCCUAUGGAAAAGGUUAUAGAAGCUGCGAAGCAGGCUCAGCUGCAUGACUUUGUAAUGUCCCUCCCAGAGAAAUAUGAAACUAAUGUUGGGUCCCAGGGGUCUCAACUGUCUCGAGGAGAGAAACAACGCAUUGCUAUUGCUCGGGCUAUUGUACGGGAUCCGAAAAUCUUGCUGCUAGAUGAAGCUACUUCUGCCUUAGACACAGAAAGUGAAAAGACAGUGCAAGUGGCCCUGGACAAAGCCAGAGAAGGUCGAACCUGCAUUGUCAUUGCCCAUCGUUUGUCCACCAUCCGGAACUCAGAUAUCAUUGCCGUCAUGUCACAGGGGACAGUGAUUGAAAAGGGGACCCAUGAAGAACUGAUGGCUCAGAAAGGGGCCUAUUACAAACUUGUUACCACAGGCGCCCCCAUCAGUUGA